Molecule: messenger RNA, 996 nt
Organism: Scutellospora calospora
Lineage: Eukaryota; Fungi; Glomeromycota; Glomeromycetes; Diversisporales; Gigasporaceae
Source: the annotation of a GenBank genome assembly
UAGCGACUUCCCGGAGACAACCAGCAAAAGAACUCAAAUAUAUUUUUGCAAAUUUAGUCAGAAUAUAUGGUAAUAUUAGUUUGAAAUCUUGUAAUUCAGACUCACAAAGCCAACGACCUGUAGAUAGUCUAAAGGCAGCUAAGCGACUUGCUUUUUUUCAUCUCUAUAUGCUGGAACUUACAAAUCUUUCUUUAGCUUCAUAUUCUCUUUGUUCAAGAUAUUAUAUGCAAAUAGUUAUUAAUAAUCAUUUUUAUAAGCUUUUUAGUGAUUCAUAUCAAGGUCAAGAAAGUGAAGAAAAAAAGCUCAAUGCUAGAAUUGAGCGAAUGCAGCAGUAUUUGAAAAAUCAAAAAAAUGAGGUAGAAGAAUUGAAAAAGCUAUUACAAAAUGCUAAUGACAACAUAAAUGUGAUCCAAGGUUUAUAUGAAAAGCAGCGUAAAAAUAAUGAAAAACAAAUCGAUUUAGUUAUUGAAAUAGCAAGAGCAGAAUAUGGGAUGUUUUUUGAUGAUAUUAAAAUUCAACUUGCUAUUUUGGCUAUUAAAUAUUCAAUAGCACAAUCAAAGAUGUUUGAUGAACUUUUAAAGUAUGAAGAACUAUUACCCAAAGGUCUUUUAUUUCUCGCAUUUGAUAAUGAGCAAAAAGGACAAAAAAAUUAUCUUGAUCAGAAAUUUAACACAGCAUAUAGUUCUCUUAACAGGUCUCAAUAUAAAGAACUUUUUAACAUUAAUUUCCAAAUGCAAAAAAUCAUCGACGAAGAAUUACAUACUUAUUUAGAUAAGAUUAUUAUGUUAUUGUCUAAAGAAAAGUCCUCUACUAAUGUUAUUAAUUUUCUUGCAGCAUCUAUUUCAGUUGAUAUUACUAAAUCAAAAUUUUGUUUUAAAGUUAAUAUUCCUGAAAUCUAUAUUCCUGAUCCGAUUAAUCUUAAUCCUAAUUUAGUUGCAAGUGUUGAACAAAUUCUUUUGCAUAUAGAGAAAAUAUCAGGUAUUAAAGAUGGAAUCU